This is a messenger RNA of Oenanthe melanoleuca, 10318 nucleotides long. It is a transcript of the gene GDF7, whose product is annotated as growth differentiation factor 7. Bases 908 to 2158 code for a protein of 416 amino acids. The record is from RefSeq and is a predicted model, not a curated record. Gene Ontology annotation, molecular function: growth factor activity; cytokine activity. Lineage: Eukaryota; Metazoa; Chordata; Aves; Passeriformes; Muscicapidae. The transcript is spliced from 2 exons. Gene Ontology annotation, cellular component: extracellular region. Gene Ontology annotation, biological process: BMP signaling pathway; SMAD protein signal transduction.
GGGUGUCCGGUGGUCCCUCACCUGCCAGGUUGAGGUCCGAGAGUGGUCCGGUUGUCCCUCACCUGCCGGGGCUCGUUCCAAGGCUGGUCCGGGAUCUCUCACCUGCCGGACUGAGGUCCAGUGAGGUCCAGGAUCUCUCACCUGCCGGGGCUCGUUCCAAGGCUGGUCCGGAUGUCUCUCACCUGCCGGACUGACUUCCAAUGGGGUCCGGGCUCUCUCACCUGCCGGGGCUCGUUCCAGUGCGGUCCGGGCUCUCUCACCUGCCGGACUGAGUUCCAGUGGUGUCCGGGCUCUCUCACCUGCCGGGGCUCGUUCCAGUGCGGUCCGGGCUCUCUCACCUGCCGGACUGAGUUCCAGUGGUGUCCGGGCUCUCUCACCUGCCGGGGCUCGUUCCAGUGCGGUCCGGGCUCUCUCACCUGCCGGGGCUCGUUCCAGUGCGGUCCGGGCUCUCUCACCUGCCGGGGCUCGUUCCAGUGCGGUCCGGGCUCUCUCACUUGCCGGACUGAGUUCCAGUGCGGUCCGGGCUCUCUCACCUGCCGGACUGAGUUCCAGUGCGGUCCGGGCUCUCUCACCUGCCGGACUGAGUUCCAGUGCGGUCCGGGCUCUCUCACCUGCCGGGGCUCGUUCCAGUGCGGUCCGGGCUCUCUCACCUGCCGGGGCUCGUUCCAGUGCGGUCCGGGCUCUCUCACCUGCCGGACUGAGUUCCAGUGCGGUCCGGGCUCUCUCACCUGCCGGGCGGGCGCGGUUCGGGCUCGCGGGGCGCGGCGGCGCCGGCAGGGGGCGCUCCCGGGCGCGGCGGCCGGGCCCGCUGUGGCGGCGGCGGCGGCGGCGGCGGCGAAGACGAUGUUCAAAAGCGGGCGGGGAGCGGCGGCGGCAGCAGCUCCGCGCCGAGCCCCGGGCCGCCGCCAUGCGCCUCCGCGCCGCCGCCGCCGCCCUCUGCCUCUGCCUGCUGGGAGCCUGCCGCCUCCGCCGCGGGCUGGAGGCCGCCGCCGUGCGCGGCCCGGCUGCGGCCGCUCCCCAGCGACCCUCGGCAGCCGCGCCUUCCUCCGCCUCCUCCUCCUCCGCCGCCGCCGCCUCCCCCUUCUCCUCCCCGCCGCGGAGGGACGGGGCUCUCCGCAACGGCACGGUGGUGCCGCAUCAUUACAUGGUGGCCCUGUACCAGCGGCUGGCCGCCCGCCGCGCCCCCGGCCGGCGCGCCGACACCGUGACGGGCUUCGCGGAGCGGGCGCGCAGCGAUGCCUCGCCAUCCGCCCUGGAGCAGCGGUACCUCUUUGACAUCUCCAGCCUGCCCGAGGCAGAGGAGGUGACGGGCGCAGAGCUGCGGAUCCUGCGCUCGCUCCCGGAGAACCAGAGCCUGGCCCAGUCCCCCGAGGGCACCUUCCACCACCUGCUGCUCGCCAGCUGCCCCAGCCGGGACGGCGAGCAGCCCCGGCUGCUGGACUCCCGGGCUGCGGACGUUUCGGACGCGGGCUCCUCCAGGUGGGAGGUGUUCGAUGUCCGGGAGGCCCUGCGGGCUCGGAGGCAGAGCUCUCUCUCGGGAAAGCCGCUGUGCUUCCAGCUGAGGACGGUGUCGGCUCGGUCGGGGCAGCCGCUGCCGCCCCGGCAGCUGGGCUUCGGCAAGCCGCGGCCGCAGCCCCACGAGCGCGCCCUGCUCGUGGCCUUCUCCCGCGCCCAGAGGAAGGAGAACCUCUUCAAGGAGAUCCGGGAUAAGAUCAAGGCCCUGGGCAGCCCCCCCUUCCUGGAGCCCCCCGACCCCGGGCAGGAGGCGUAUCCCAAGCGGAGGAAGAGGAGGACCACCAUCGCCGCCCGCUCCGGGGGCAGAGGCCACGGCAAGAAGGCGAAGACCCGCUGCAGCAGGAAGCCCCUGCACGUGAACUUCAAGGAGCUGGGCUGGGAUGACUGGAUAAUCGCCCCCCUGGAUUACGAGGCCUAUCACUGCGAGGGGGUCUGCGACUUCCCGCUGCGCUCGCACCUGGAGCCCACCAACCACGCCAUCAUCCAGACCCUGAUGAACUCCAUGGACCCCGAGUCCACCCCCCCGAGCUGCUGCGUGCCCUCCAAGCUCAGCCCCAUCAGCAUCCUCUACAUAGACUCUGGCAACAAUGUGGUUUACAAACAGUACGAGGACAUGGUCGUGGAGACGUGUGGCUGCAGGUAGCAAUUUCUGCAGCUCUCCUGCCCCUCCUGGCCUUGCUCAGCAGCCCUGCCCGUUUUAUAUAUAUAUAUAUAUAUGAAUAUAAAUAUAUAUAUAUAAAAUAUAUAUAUACACACACAUUCACAUUUUGGUGUGUGCCUUUCCAAAAGCCAAGCUCAGAGCAGGUGUCCCCUGUCUUCCCUGGGUUAGCCUGGCCAUGACCCCAAGAGGAUGGGGGAUGCCCCUCUGAGACUGUGAGGCUGCCACCAUCUCUGUGCCUUGCCUGUUCCCCCCUGGCAAGGGGGACACAUAGCCUGGCAGAGCCCCAAGGGAAUAAUCUCCUCAGCCUCUGAGCUUUUCCUGAUGCACUUGGUUUGCAUAAGUGGAGCUGAAAACUUCUUUUCCCAAAGGUUUUGGAAAAUGUCUAGCCAAAAUUGUCUUGGUGGGAAUGAUGACCUGGGGUGGAGGUGGAAUGGUGUCUGUGGCAGAGGGAUUUGGUCAGCAUCACCCUCUGGCUGUGGCAGUGGGAUGGAGGUGAGGUAGGAAUGCUCUUUUCUUUGAGUUAAAGGAGUUUUUUUGGCAGUUUUCAAAUUACUGCCCUGGCUUUCCUAGUGGAAAAAUAAGGAUUCCCUCCUAGGGGAAGGCAGGGAGUAGAGAACCUGUGGCUGGUGUGGGUUGUAAUCCCUUGGUCCAGGCCUGUUUGCAGUGGGGAGAGGUUUGUGAGUCUGUUGGGGGAGACAGGAAAGAAGGAGAACCAGAGGCUAGAAGAGUCAGGUCUGAAGCAGAGCUUGUGCUCUUAAAAAGAUGGAGGUGGCCCCUGGAGGUGUUAGCUGGAGAUGCCUCACUCCACAUGGUCAGGAAUGCUGGUGCUGUUGUCUGUGUCCUGCAGGAGGUCCUGGUUGGGAGCCCCCUCCCUUUCCUGCCCCAAACUGUGUUUCCAAGGCAUACUGGGAGCCCAGCCACAGGCCCACAAGUCACACAGCCAUCCUGAGCAUGUCUGGAGAGAAACAAAGGUCCCAAGUUCCCUGGGGAAGAGCCAUUUCACUUGGGUUCUUCUCUUUCCAAAUAAUCUCUAUAAAAGCACUAAGCUCCACCCUAUCUUCCUUUGGCAUCGAUUUCCCAGGGAGCUGAUUCCCUCCUGGGAGUGCUGGCUGCUCCCUGCUCCAUUAAGGGAGCUGGAUCCUCCAGGAAGAGACCUUUCCCAUGCAGAGGGCUGAGUCUACCCUCAGGGAUUGCUGUGUGCAGUGGGGUGCUUUGACUGUGCUGAACAGGCUGCAGGGUUUUAGUAACUCAUAAAUUACUGUGUAUAAAUUACACCUUUAAACCAGAGAAGCUCUUCAUCCAUACCAGGGUGUGCUUUGGAUGCUGGGAAGCAUUUCUGGUGCACCUCAGUGGCUUUUGGUACCAAACUUUGGCUUCCUGGGUGGGUUGGCUUAGAUCAGAGAUGUAUUUGCACAGAUUUUGUGUCUGAUGGUUUGUUUUUUUUCUUGUGGGCAGGGUGUUGGUGUGUAAGCAUCAGUGCUUGUUAGUGAUGCUUGAUGUAGUUUGCUUUUGGAGGAGAUAAAUCCCUGCUGGAAAACAUGGGAUUUUUCCUACAUAAAUCCAGUUGUCCUCCAUGGCAGGGAUGUUCUGCUGGGAAGGCUGAGCCUGGCCAGGGCAGAGAGGAGGUUGCCUCAAAGAGCUCUACUGAGAUCCAAAUAAUUUCAAAGACCAGAAACCCUUGGUGAGGUUCAACAGCCCCUUCCCCCCAUGUGCAUCAGUAGGAAGUAAAUGUGUCCAUUGAAAACAGUGACAGAUCCACUGGGAUUACACCCCAGCCUCCCUCCAUCCUCGCCCACAGACCCUGCUCUGCAUCCUCAGGCUGUGCCAGGUGGCAGCUCAGAGGCUGUGUGGUUCCCAAAGUCUCAUGUACCCCCUUGACCCCUGCAGAGCUCCUCUGGCUUUACACCCUUGCAUCCAAGAGGAAAAGCCAUCUCCCUACCUCAGCAUGGAUGUUAAUGAUGGGCCUGUGUCCGGGUUUGAAGGACAGGUGUCUGCCAAUAAAGGCAGAAGCUUCUCUCUGAAAUGGAGCAUGUAAACCCCCUCCCUCCAAAUUAUUAUAAUUUUGAAAUUGAUUUGAUUGCCCCAUCUUGUCCUAAAGAUGGCCCAUUAGCAGAUAGUGUGUGCCACAGAUGGUGAUAGAAUACACAUUAACCCAACACAACCUGUCUCCAGGGAGAUGCUCAGAAUUGGAGGUUGUGGGUGGGAGGGAAGGCAGGAUCAGGUCCAUGCUGUGGGUUUUCUCCCUGUUGGUAUUUGGGGAGACUGAGGUUCCUGAGUGGGUGAGGAGGGGUCAGCAGAGGGUUUGUGGAUUUCCUCUGCCCUUUGGCUUUGGCACAGCUGGCUGGGGAAGGAUGUUGGCACAGCAGUGCUGGAGCUGCUGGAUUCCACAUCAGUUGUAAAGUUACCAAGCUUUGCAAGUACCUAAUUUUUCAAUUGCCUUCAGUUGUUUGAUAGUUUUUCUCACUGCUGGGACAAUUUUUAAAAAUGUUUUUGUUUCUUUUACCCCCUCCCCUUCCUCCAAAUAUUUGUGGUGAAGAUUCAUGGGCAGUUCAAAUGCAAGCAAGAUAUAUAUAGCUCCUGGCAGCCCCUGCUGGCUGGUGGCUCCUGUGAGCCUCCACCAAAAAGGUGUCCUGAGACCUGCUCGUGUGGUGCUGUGUCCAAGGGCUGGUAAUGCCAGUGACUCCCAGUUCUUGUAUUUUUUCAGCCAGAGUUGCAGGGAACAGACAGAUGUCACCCUCCUCAGGUCUGGAGGUGGCAGACAGAGUAGGGUGACAGGUUGGGUCUUGAAACACUUCACCCCAACCCUGAUUCUGGGGCAGUGCCCACUGCUGGGGCUUUAGUCCUGAGCCCCAUGAUGGCUUUGCUGAUGCUGGGGACAAAAGCAGAGGCUCAGUUGCUGCAGUUCCAUGGAUCACCACCAUAGACGAGAGGAGAAGAGCUGGGGAGAGCACAGAGGCUGCUGCUGGCAGCGAUGCUGUCCAUGGUUUGGGAACCCAACCUGGCUCUCCCAGCUCUGGGCAUCCCUGGGGCCUGUGCCAAGUGCCACCUGUUCCUUUCCUGGGGCUCUGGGGGUCACUCUGCUGCUCCCCAGAGCGAGUACCAGCUGCAGGGCUUGGCUGCCACAUUGCUCCUUGCUCCCACAGCAGCACUUCCAGAGCAAAGGCACCACUGCCCCCCUCAUGAAUCCUGCAAGGGCUGCCUCUCCACCCCAGGCAGGCUUGGAGAUUGCACCAAACUGUGGGAUUAGUCUUGGGCAAAAUGUGUAGAGGUUUAGAUUAAAUAUUUGAGGAAGAAAAGUCACAGAAAGAGUUGUAAAGCUCUGCCCAGGGAAGUGUAGAGUCACCAUCCCUGGAAGUGUUCAAAAACUGUGUGGAUAUAUUUGAGGAGAUAAUUUAAUGGUCAAUAUGGACUUGAUCUUUCCCAGCCUUACAUGAUUCUGAAUGGAAGUGGUGGGUGUGAAAGCCUUUCCUGGGCAGGGAGGUUCUCUCAGCUGAGUUGUUGCAGCCCUGCACUGCUGGGCAGCACAGGGAUGUGUCUGUAGAGGGCAGGGAGCAGUGAAUCCUGCUUGGUGAGAGGUUGGUGGGGCACUGGCUGCAGGAUGGUGGUAGCCCAGCCCAGCCCUCAUCCCUGGAGCUGCUCCUCUGCAGAACAUCACCCUCUAAUGCCAAAGGAAAGGUCCAGAAAAAAUGUAUUUCUGAUCAGUUGCCUCUUGCCUGAGCUGAUUUUUGGGAGCACAUAAACUUUAUAAAUAUGAGACUAAAGGUUGAAUGUGGACAAAUAUUAAUUCAGCAGUCUCAGAGUGAUUUUAAUGGAUAAUUAUAGGUUCUCAGUCUGCAAUAUUUAUACAACCUUUCCAGUUAAAAAAAAAAAAAAAAAACAAAAAAAACAACAAACCCAAACAGUUUCCAUGCAGUGCAUAUUCUCCUGGAGGAUUUGUUUGACCUUGAGCACCAUUUUUAUCUGCAGGAUAUAAUUACUAGUGAAACUAGAAAUAUUGAGCAUUUGGAAAGGACUAUGUAUCCAUGCUUAACUGGCUCCUUCCACUCUGACACGGGAAUGUAAUUGCACAGGAGUAGGGAAACUUGCAGAAUGAUCUCAUUUGACUAAGGAGCACUGGGGCUGGGAUUUGGGGAAGCCUGCCCAGCUGGGACAGGGACUGACUGGUGUGUGUGCCUUGUCUGGGGGUUCUUUGAGCUGCUGCUCCAGCCACUGCCCUCAGGAGCAGUCAGAAGCAAAAUGACUUUCUGUCCUGUUUAACCCUGGUCACCAGGGGUGCUUCUGGCCUAGAAAUACUUCCCAAGAAUCAGAGAUUUCAUUUUUUUAAAGGAAUAACUGCUUUUUAUCUCCUAGAAUAGGGGGCUUGUCUAACCAUGUACUCCCUCCCAGUUUUUUUUUGUUUUCACAUCAUACUUCAAAUCCAAUGAUAGGAGGGAAAUCAGUAUCCUCUGGCAGAGAGAAGGAUUCAUAUGGAAAAGGGCUUGAUGUAGCUUCAUUCUGGCACAGCUACAUUGAUCCCAGUGGCCUGACUUGUGAUCAGCACUGGCAGAUGGAGCCACAUCCUCUUUGCCUGUUGGCUGAUGGUUGGCAUACCCACGAGGAAAAGGCUGCAAAGGCACCAGCUCUGAUUAAAAGCAAACCCCUUGAGCCUUCUGCUCAAGUCUGAGUGCCAGUGACUCCUGUGUGUUUGCACCCCUGGGUUUUAACCCAGUCCUUGGCUGCCCAGCUCUUGCUGCAGGGAUUUCUCCAUCACACUCCCCUUGCAAAAAAACCAGCUCCUUUUACAGUUUUAAGCCCUUAUCCCACAUGCACAAAAGGGAUAUUCAGGCCCCCAUGGAGCAGCAAACACACACACCCCUCUCUGGCAGGGGAGGGACAAGAGAGGCUGGGUAUCACUCAGGGAAUGCAGGUGCCAAGUGGAGCAGAGCACCCUGAGGGGAUGCCAUGGCUUUGCUCUCCAGCCCUGACAGGAGUUUUGCCAUGAGUUUCUGCUUGUUGUGGUUGUAUCAACAGCAGCUUUUAUAGUUACAUCAAAACCCAUGAGACCCAUGUUAAUGUGGCAGAUACAUCAUAAAUACCAGCCCAGCUCAUCCUUGGGUUGGACUGAAACUGGUGGGAAAUUCCAUGGUUUCCUGCUGGGUGUGGAGUGAGUUCUGAAAUCCAAGUGCCUUCUCUUUUGUCUGUGCCAGGGAAACACAAACCUCUGUGGGGCAAUGUGGGUGUUGCACAGAGGCUGUCACCUGAAAUGGGGCUGUGUGCCACUGUGUUUGGCAGAUGAUCAGAACAAAGGGCUGUCUCAUGGGCAGUCCCAUCAAACCACUUGCUGUGUCCCCUGUCCUGGGUGCAUCUGGAGUUGUGGGGUGAGUUUUUCUCUCCACAUCAUGCUCUGGGUAGGUGAGUGGAUGGGAAAACCUGUGUGGGGAAAAGCAAGGUCUUUGAGGGCAGUGUGACUCUUUUUAAAGUCCUCACGACCAGCAGAUCAUGUGUGUCCCACUGGCCUCAGAGCAGCUCCCUUUGCUGGGAUCCCCACACCAGGAUCCUUUUUUGUGGGGUCAGAAUGGAGAUGCAGGGUGGCAGGAGCAGAGUGUAGCAGUGUCCCCACUGUGGGAAUGUGUCCUCCAUGAAAACACAAGGAAAGGAGUUGGGGAGUACCUGCUCUGUGGGUGGGGUGUUGCUGGUGGUCAGGAGCCUGUGACUUUGUCAGGGAGAGUUUUUCUGUCUUUCCUAUCUUUGAAUUAAUGCCUGGUAAAAGAGCAAGAUGUUCCACCAGGCCGGUGAGUGUGACACCUUCAAUUUUGUCAUAAGAUGGUUUAUGUCUUCCAGGGUAAAACCAGCUGCAUUCAGUCCUUCUAAGCUCUUUGCUCCUAGCACGUGUUGUGAGGUACAUAGAGGUGCAAAGAUGUCUCUGGAGAUCACUUAUGUCCUAUCAGCCAAUAAUCUGGGCCUUCAAAAGGACAAAAAUUUGGAAUUCAUGCUGGUGUAACCCACUGACCAAGGAGCCCAUCCUACAUCUUAAAGGAUGUUUUGCAUCUUUGCACCUCAAGGCACAAAUAGCCCUGUGUCUGCUUUUCCCUUUUAUUGGCUGCAGUACUCAGACAACCCCUGAAUUUUCCAUGCUGGAGAGGAGCCUGAUGUAGGUGGUGGUGGGAGGGAGCACUGGCAGGCUGAUGGAUGCUCCAUGUUUGACUCUUGCUCAAUGGAUGGGCUGGGGUAGGAAGCUUGGGCACCAGAGCGUUUGCAUGGAACUGGUAUUGAGAAAUCUUAAACCAAAGCCUCAUCCAUUUCCAUUCAUUGCAUGGAUGAAACCAGAACUCCACACAUUUUCAAUGGUUUCUCAGCAGGUUUUGCUCCUUUUUUCUGUCAUCACCACUUAAUAGUUCAGUGGUACAUUUUUGUGAGCUCAUUUUUCUGCUUUGAUUGUUGUGCUCAUGCUUUGGGUUUUCAGGGUGGGGAGUGCAGAGACUUGCUGUGUGUUUGGUGGGGGAAGGAGGGUGAGGAGGGGAAGGGUGAGACUCAGCAGCAGGAGGAGGUGCAGUCUGUGCCUUUGGGAAGGGGACAGAGAGGGGACAGGUCUGGCAGGGGUGACCCCAGUGCGAGGAGGGGACCUGCUCACAAUGGGUCACACACUCAAGGCCCUUUCUGAUGGAAGGUGGGAGUGUUUGGGUCUCCCCUUCUCUUUGCCACAAUGCCAACCUGUGCUGGUGCCAGGUCUCCAUCACCAGAGGAAUGAGACCCAGAGGCUGGGCCAAGCCUGGCCUCCCUGGGAGCUCUGGCAUUGGCCUUGACCCCAGUUUUUGGGGAGAUAGUAGUGCUCCCUGUGGUGUUUCACUCAUUUUCUCCAUCUUGCUGUGGUGAAGAGAGGGGAGGAGAAUGGUUGGGAAUAAACAGGAGGCAAAGUCUGGGGCUGCUUUGCUCCCAAGCUGGUCUCCCAGGGAGCUGUGCCAGGAGCUGCUGAGCACCAAGGGGUCACAGGAGCUCAGCCAGCAGCAGCAGCAGUGUGAAACAGCAGCCACAGGCCAGGGAAAGGGAUGGUCACACAGGGAGGGGCCAGGCUUUGGGCCUUGAGGGUGCCAGAGUUAAGUGGGUAGGUGGGAAGGGAUCAGCUGGGAUGGGACAUUUUGUAGGAGCAGCUCAUCCUCUCCUUGCCCAGGGAGGAGGGUGAUCACCCUGCUUACAUUCAUCCCACCUGCUGUGAGUGAUUAACCUUUUAAAGAAAGGUUCCUGAGCUGCUGAAGGUCCAGUUUGUGCAGAGCCUUUGCAAAUGGAGCUCUCAGCCUGAGGAGCAGUCAGGGGCUGUGCCCACCUGGGGUCACCAGCUCUGUCUUGCUCCCACUGGAAGAGCUGGUGGAGAUGCUGCCCAAAGGAAAUGGACCCUUGUCUGCAGCACAGGCCUGCUCUGCUCCUGCUGCUCCCUGUCUCAGAUGAAGCAGGAGCAAUGUUGAUCCAGUUUGCUCAGUCCCUUUGAAUCCCAUCUCUGUGUGCUCUGUUUCUGGAGUCAAGUCAACACUUUCUGCAGUUCCUUUGACAAAAUGAGCCUCUCUGCUGGUCAGUCGUGGUUUUAUUUAUAUGUUCUUUUCUUUGAUUAGAAAGGAAAAUAUCAAAAAAUGAAAAAGUUUCCAAUAGCUGUAUUUCUAGUAGUUAUGAUUUUUGAAGCAAUACUCGUAUCCCUGUGUGUGCCUCUGAACUAUCCAUGUAUUUGUUCAGCUUUUUCAGGUCUGGGUGCGUGAAAUAUCUCUAAAGAAGAUAGCUCUGUAUGUGAUGGUGUAAAUGCAUUGUUUGUAUGUAUCUAAAGUUUAAAUAGAUUGUACAUAUGGGAUUGUAAAUGAACUGUAAACAGCAAUCUAUAUUUUCUUGAAUAUAUUAUAUAGCAGUAUAUAUUUGUUAAAUAAAUAUUCUUGUAUACUCUUCAAUAACCUUUUUAAUAUUUUGUACAGAUAAGUUUAUUAAAUAUUUUAUUGAUAAAUAGACUUCUGCAAGACUGUCUUUUGAUGACUUGUGCCUGUGUCCUAAAACUAGAGGAGCCUUUGUAAACUACCUUUAUUGCCUGGGCUACCUAAGGUGUUAAACCAAAAAUGAAAUACCCAUUCAUUUUAAACUGCCUUCCAGGGCAGCCACAGGUAUUUUCCAGUAAAUAAAGUCACAGAA